UGCAUUCACCCAUUCCUAAACAGACUCAAAGGGAAAAGUGCAGAUUGCAAGUGACACCAGACGAACCUUUUAAACAGAUUCUUUAGUUCUCACUUUCUGAGUUACUGAAAAUCAGCAUUGUAAAUCAAUUGAACAGAGUGCUCCUACAUUUCCCUCAGUCUUGGAUAAAACCAUGUCACCUUUGAGGACCACACUGAGGCAAGGAUGUUUCUUCACACUGGUGCUGUUGUCAUGGACUGCUGUGGAGGGUGCCUGUCCACUGGAGUGCUCUUGUCCAACCUCAACCCCCUCAUGUCCUCCUGGCAUCAGUUUGGUUCUGGACCCAUGUGGAUGCUGUCGGGUCUGUGCCAGACAGUUUAACCAAGACUGCAGCGAUAAUGAACCCUGCGACCACAUCAAGGGACUGCGCUGCCAUCUAGGGGCUGAAGGAAACCCUGAGAGAGGCUUGUGUAGAGCUGAAGCUCUGGGUCGUCCGUGUGAGCUGGAUGGUCGGGUAUAUCAGCACGGUGAAGACUUUCAGCCCACCUGCGAGCAUCAGUGUACUUGUGUUGACGGGGUCGUCGGGUGCAUCCCGCUUUGUCCGCAGCGCGUGUCUUUACCUGACCAGCGCUGUUCCCGCCACCGCCUCACCAAACUGCCCGGCCGCUGCUGCCACGAGUGGGUGUGCGAGGAUGACAACAGCAUCCAUGAAGAGGACCAAAUGGCAGACUUACAUUCACGAGAGGAUACUGACCUGACAGGCAACGAGUUACUUACUCCGUCAACAACGUGGGAUAGCGGUGCAGGAGUCCCCUAUCAAGAGUGGAUUACAUCGCCAAAGUCCCAUGCCCUCCUUCCAUCCACCUGCUUUCUGCAGGUCACCGAUUGGUCACCAUGCUCAACCACUUGUGGAAUGGGCAUUUCCAGUCGUGUUACCAACAGUAAUGCUGAGUGUCGGUUGGUCAGGGAAACUAGACUUUGUCAGAUCCGGGAGUGUGGAGACAACCUUACGCCAUCAGUAAAGAAAGGAAAGAAGUGUCAGAGGACCACACGACCACAGAAACCUAUGCAGAUCACGUUUGCAGGAUGCUUCACUGCUCAGCGUUACCGGCCUCGUUCAUGUGGAUCUUGUUCAGACGGUCGCGUCUGUGUUCCUUCUGUGACGCGUACAGUCCGUCUACACUUUCACUGCCCUGGGCCAGAACAAGAGGACUUCACCCGCAAUGUCAUGUGGAUACAGCGCUGUAACUGCAGCCAAAGAAACAACAGACAGGGCUUGUUCUCACAAACAGAGCUGAUCAAUUUGCCAAAUGAUAUACACGUAUAUACACACUGAUCGCUCAAGAACUUAUUCAUAUAAACAUAUUCUCACGUUAUUAAGUAUGUACACAAUCUUCACAUCAAUAGAAAAUCUAAUAUAACAGCAUUAUGUACAGAACUUGAUAUGUCACAUUUUCAUUGGUGUUUUAUCUUGUGGACACAGGGUGUAUGACCAUUAUAUUAAGAUGUAAUAAUGACUCAAAACCUUUCUUGGUUUGAUGGUAGACAAUGACACAUGUGGUGAAAAAAAGCAUUUAAGUUCACAAUUUUUAUACUUAAAUAUAACAUUGAUAUAUGUCACAAUUGUAUUUAUAAAGCCAGAAUUACUGUAUAUACUGUAAAUAUGUAUAAAAUGUACAUAGUUCUUGUAUUUUCCUAUUUAUACAAUGCUUAAUUUCUUGUGAAGUAUGAUAUUUAAACCUUAAAUUAUUUUGAGGUAAACAACAAUAUAGAGCAAAUAAAUAAAUAAUGCAUA
Paramisgurnus dabryanus is the source of this 1774-nucleotide messenger RNA. RefSeq names its product cellular communication network factor 1, like 1 (gene ccn1l1). Gene Ontology annotation, cellular component: extracellular region. Gene Ontology annotation, biological process: signal transduction; positive regulation of cell differentiation; cell adhesion. NCBI's taxonomy places the organism in Eukaryota, Metazoa, Chordata, Actinopteri, Cypriniformes, Cobitidae. The record is from RefSeq and is a predicted model, not a curated record. Gene Ontology annotation, molecular function: heparin binding; integrin binding.